Messenger RNA from Melitaea cinxia (Glanville fritillary), 989 nucleotides. RefSeq lists its product as uncharacterized. NCBI's taxonomy places the organism in Eukaryota, Metazoa, Arthropoda, Insecta, Lepidoptera, Nymphalidae. The transcript is spliced from 4 exons. The record is from RefSeq and is a predicted model, not a curated record. The coding region runs from base 1 to 735 and encodes 244 amino acids.
AUGGCUACCGGGGAUUCUCCAAGUAUACCAAAAUAUAUGGCAUUUUCGAAAUCUGGGGUGCCUAUUAUAGGUGCUCUCAUUGAUUAUAUGGAUACAAGCUUAGAGUACUUAAGGUUCAAAACAUUUUCAAGAGCUGAGAGACUCAAUGUGAAAACAUCUAGAGCCAAACUUUCAGCUUCGUUUAUGGCAGCUUUGUGUCUUUUACUGGGUUUAAUUUGCAACGUUAAAUUUGAAGUUGUGACAUUCGAUGAAGUGCCUUUAGCCAAUGAUUUGCAUUUUGUUUUGAUGAGUAAAGACGAUAAACUUUAUAUUGAUGACAUUGAUAUUUCGAGAGUGAUGUGGUGUAUCGAAGCAUCGGAUACUCUUGUUAUCCUAAUCAGUACGCUACUCAUUUGGAAUUCGUCUAAUGUGCGUUCUCCACUAAGUGAGUACCUGUUCUUACCAUGGUUGGGAGCAUCUCUUCGUGGACUCUUUUUGCGCCAAGCACCUACAGCUGGAGCAUUGAUAUACACUAUGACAGUCGUAAACGGAAAUGUAAAUUGCUUAUUCUUAACGACAUUUUUCUUUCUUUUUCUAUUUGAAGCACGACUCUGGUUAGAAGUGGCUCGACUUGUGCGCUUGCGGUUUGAGAGGCGCGAACACGUUGGUUUAUCACGCAACUCACAGUACGAAGUGGAGACACUAUGGAGCAAUGAUGACAUACAAAGUGUGGAAGUUGGGAACUACGUUUACUGAAAAUAUCGACCAUUUUUAUCUAAAUUUAAAACUGCCUAUAUCUGUCUUUUCCACUACUUAUUUACUAUUUAAUUUGUAAAAUUGUUAGUUUUUAUAUGAACUGUUUACCUACUCUGUUUUUUUUUUAAUGAAGUGUUUGUUUUUUCUUUCACUUAAUAGAUUGUAAAAAUGAGAAUGUUAAAUUUAGACAAAAACGGUCCUUUUAAAAUAAAAAAAUAAAAUAAAAACAAUAUUAAUCGUAUAAAAUUAUAAAA